Molecule: messenger RNA, 3365 nt
Organism: Pogonomyrmex barbatus (red harvester ant)
Lineage: Eukaryota; Metazoa; Arthropoda; Insecta; Hymenoptera; Formicidae
Gene: Mos
Product: proto-oncogene serine/threonine-protein kinase mos
Biological process (GO): protein phosphorylation
Molecular function (GO): protein serine/threonine kinase activity; ATP binding
Source: RefSeq, a predicted model, not a curated record
AUGAAUUUGUCAUUAUUUAACUGAAUAUGAAUUAAUAAUUUCAUUAUUAAGGAAGUGAUAUUAUGCUACUACAUUUAGAUAUUUCAUAUGUAGCAGUCUUUAAUGUGCACUAAUCUGAUGUAGUCUAAUGAAUAAAAUUCGCUAUUAUUUAACACAUACUUAAUGAAUGAUACAGUAUAAUUGCAUUCUUGAAAUUAAAUGGAAAAUUGGUGCCUCUGAGUGCUGAUGUUUGCGCUUGACAAUGUAACGUUCAGGAAAGUUUAUGCAAUGGCACAAGAAUAGUGCCAAAUUGAAAUGUUACAAGAACACGCUUUGAUGAUUUUUACAAAAAAAUAACGCUUUCAUAGGCACGUUCCUUUUUUUGCUUUCAUGGAUGAAGGAAUAGAUGUUUUCUUAAUUUUUAAAUUCUUUACAAAGAGAUGUGGUAUAAUUCAUGACUUGUUAUACAACUCAAAUUUUUAAAUCCUAUGUGAGAUAUCCAAGUUUUUCUCUUUUCCUCUUUUUGUUCAUAUAUUUCUAUGUGUGAAGUGAAGAUCUUUGAAUUUAUAGAUGCUUACCUACGUGAAUCAUUUAUUAAAGCGCAAACAGAAUAACUAUUAAAUAUCUUUAAUUCUUUGUUAUUAGAUUUUUGCUUUUAGAUAUUGGUCGAUUAUUGAAUUCUAUGAAUAUCAUAAAUUAGCGCAUUAAUCUUAGGCCCUAAAAUAAAAUUUUGACUUAUAACUUCUUUCACUGCUGCAUAUUGUUAAAUUUGAUGAUUUCUGAUUCCUAUUUACAUAUAUUUAUAUUUACAAAUAUUUUCACAAACUUGCAUUUUACUACAUAAAGGAUACUUAAAAACAGAUUACAACUCUUAUGUCUUUAUUUGCACAGGUACUUAUUCACAGGUACUUAUUCACGAUUAUACUUAACUACAACUUACUACACAACUUACUAACAAAAUGAAAUAAUUCUUACAUAUUUUUAUAUCUACACAGUUAGAUCCAUAAAUUUUCAAUUAUGCGUAAAUUCCAUAAAUUCUUUGGAUUCCAUAAACAAAACUUUGUUUCACAGAUCUUUUAAUAAAGCGCGCGCGCGCCCACACACACACACACACACACACACACACACACACACACACACACACACACACACACUUACAGAAUCAAUCAAAUAGAAAAUGCGAUGUUUUCUCUCUAUUGACCUAAUCUGUGUACUCUGCGAAUCUUACUAGAUAGAAAUUCGUGUAUUUUUUCAUAAAAUACUAUGAGUCUAAUUAAUUUUUAUAGUUUGAAACUUGAGAGAGAUAAUUCGCGCACAUUUAGAACAAAACCAAGUGAUGACGGUAUAAUUAGAGUGGUUCGGAAUUAUAAUAAGAAAUAAGGCUGGUGAAAAGGAAGAAAAGAGUUAUAUUUAACUAAAAGAAUAUUUUUUCGAACAAAUAGAAUAUAUAUAGAGGAGAUACAUUGUAUUUUUAUUCGUUAGAGUAUUUUACUAAACUUCUGUAAAGUUGCUUCCGCUACAACUGUUGAUUAAUUAAUCGAUGAUAAAGAGAAAUUUAGAGAGAUGGAAGCAAUACAUACUUAACCAUUGUGAUAGCAAAAUCCUCAAAAACAAGAUGGUACAACUGAGCACUUAACAUUAGUGACAAGUUAACGUAAAUCUCUAAUUAGAUAUUCAAUCGAUUCAUAGAUUAUUGAUGCACAUAUACACGCGUACAUAUAUACGUUCCUAUAUCGUUGAUAUUAUCAUAACAAAAGCGAAUUAUUAAAGCGAAUUAUUAUGAAAUAAUUGUACAUAAUCUCUAGUUAACGUACAGUAUUAAAAAAAAUAAUAAUUAGUAAUAGUUUCUCAAUAGUUGAUUUAUGCCUUAAAUUAGCGAUCAAAGAAAUAAAAUACAUAUUUUAAUUGUACUCUAUUUGAUGUUUUUAUCCCACAUUCGAGAAUUUAUCUAUUUCGUGAUUAAAAUUUAAUACGUGUAGAAUGAACAUAAAUUUCUUAUGCUCAAAGCUCGAAAGCAUAUAAUCUAGAUAGUUCACAUUUCGUAUCUACCAUUUCCCCACAUUGACCUCUGUGUUUGUAUACAGAGAACGGAAUUUUAAUGAGAAUCCCAUAUCUUUCCUGUAUAUGAUAUAGCGAAAAUUUCAUAGUUUUCUAUGUAAAUGGUAUUAGAAAAAUCCUACAUUUGUUCUUUCUACACGUAGAAAUUAUUAUUAUAGUGUAAUUAUCUCAUAAAUGGCUUCACCGCAAAGAUUAGUGCAUUCUCUGAAACAUCUAUCACCUCGGUUGCUGGAAAUUAAAUCGAAUAUUAGAGCACCUUCGGUUCCUAAAACUCCAGAUAAUGUUCAUGAAGGAAAGGCGAAAAAUGAAAAAUUGUUAUCACCGUUUAAUAUUGAUACCCCUAAUAGAGUCAAAUUACUUGAGAAUGGUCUACCGAAAAAAUAUCAUUCUAUACUCGGAGCAGGCGCUUUUGGUACUGUCUAUAAGGCGCUUUAUAAGGGAGACCAAAUAGCAGCUAAGAUAAUUCCACGUAAACAGAAUGACGAUGAAACGAUAAAUUCGGAGAGACACGCAGCUACUUUGCGACAUGCCAAUAUCGUGAAAAUAUUGAGUAUAGAACAAGGAAGUAGCUUAUCGCUGAUAGCAAUGGAAUUGUGUGGCAUCUCAUUGCAGGAUAGGCUGCAGGAAUCAGCUCUGCUAAAAGAGGAGCGCGUUUCUAUUUGGAAAGAUAUUGCUCGCGCGCUCCAAUUUUGUCACAAUUCUGGAGUGAUACAUGCAGACGUUAAAGCAACUAAUAUUCUAAUGGCAACUGGUGGUCAGGCUAAACUCAUCGACUUUGGUAGCUCUAUAUUAAUCGACAAACCACAUGUUUCAAUCCAGCCACGAGGAACACCUGGUUAUACAGCACCAGAAAUACUCAAAGGAAAUAUACCUACAUUUGCCACUGAUAUUUAUUCGCUAGGAAUUGUGGCUUGGCAAAUGCUAUCUCGACAAGUACCUUUUUAUGGAUUACAUAUCCAUACCAUCAUAUACAUUUCUGUAAAAGGAACACGUCCUAAGGAUGAAGCUCUCGACGAUGAAUUUGCUGGAAGAUACAAGGAACUAUUCAGAGCAGCAUGGUCACAGCAUGCAGUAGAUAGACCUUCGCUUGAUGAAAUAUAAACAGACUUGACCUUUUGUAAUAAUAAUUAACAUUUAUUUAAUAAGAAUUGAGCUUGAGUUUAUAUCGUUAUAAUCUUACUUGAAAUAAGUUAGAUUACAUUUAAUAUUUCAUUAUAAUUUUAUUAAGGUAAAUCUGAUGAAAUUAGGAUGACUAAAAAAUCAAUUUUAUGUAUCCGGCAUCUCCCCACCAGGCACCAACUGUAGCAAAAUAAAUAAAUUAUAAAAAA